AUGGCUAGUGAUCAAGAAAACUCACAAGAUGCAAAUGCUCCUGAUGAUACUUCAGAAAAAGAAAUUACACGAGGCAUCACUAUUAUGAAGAGUAUCAUUCGUGAUAGAGAUAAAGCAGUAACAUAUAAUGUAAAUUGGAAUGCUGAUAACCAACUAAUUGGGUCUAAUGCUGCAAAGUUGGCAAGCUACAUUGGUACACUUGUUCGUAUGCACAUUCCAAUCACUGCUACAAGAUGGAGUAAUAAAGAGUUGGGUAGCGCUAAAGAUAAGAUUUGGACUGAGAUACUGAGGUCUUUUAACAUUGAAGAUACAACUAUCCGAAAAAAGUAUAUACUUCAAUUGGCCGGAAAAAAGACACAGAGGGUGGAGAACGUUUUUAACAAACAAUUAGACGAGACGAAAAGUGACGCAACAUCACUUCCGCCACAUGUUUUGUGGAAAGAAGCUCGUGUGGGAAAGGAUGGAACUGUUAGGGAUGACGUUCAACAUAUUUAUGAUGAAUGUGAGACCCUAUCUCAAUCGAUAAGCACAGCUGAGGACCAGGAGAACAGGAGCGUACUUAGUAGAGCACUAAAUGUUCCUGAGUAUCCCGGUCGGGUGAGGGGUAAAGGGCAUGGUUGUACUCCAACUUCCUUGUAUAAGAAUCCAAGGAGAAGAAAUCCUAGCAAUCAAGAAGUGAUGGAGACGUUGCAGGCAUUACAAGCGCAAGUUCUUCAAUUGCAAAAGGAUAAUGAGAGAUAUAGGUGUAUGGAAAAGUGCAGUUCACAGUUGAAAGAAACUAGUGAGAAAGCCAGUAUCAAUUGUCAAAAUAAAUUUCCCGAGGGCAUUUCAUCUUGUCAGCUAUACUUAUCGUCACCGACUUAUCGCCUAGUUGGCAAGGGAAAAGUGCACAACACUUCGGGAGAUUUACUUCACCAUAGACCGCUCCCGGAUGGACACCUUAAAGUAUCAGUUGAUGUUGUAUUAGAUAAGGAUGCGUUGCUACCGAUACCUGACAUUGUUUCAGAGACAACAUUGCUGCGAGAUGCAAUAGGAUCAUUUGUUGCAUGGCCCUUGGAUCUCAUUUUCAUUGAUGAUGAGACGCCUACAAAACCCGCAUCUAAGGAUAAAGGGAUUUUGCGGCACAACGAGUCUGUUGCAUCACAAAAAGAGGUAUUUGCUCAAGGGUCACAACAACUGAGCCAGAAAAUUGGUAGUCGACAGAAAAACAAAAGGGAUCUUCCAGUGACUUAUUUGCCAAAAAAAGGUGCUUUUGUGCCUCGAUACCAGAUAUCUCUUGAAACACUUGUUGACUCAUCAGAUAUGGCAACAGCUGGUGCUAUUCGCUUACUGGAUAUGGAGGAAGAUAUCUUUGGUUAUUCAUGCACUGAAACAAUCGGAAAAGAAGAUCUGGAACAUAUUUUUCGGCAUCAAGAAUUAGGCGUCGGUGUUAUACACACAUACAUCCGGUUCUUGUAUGACAAUUUCAUGCGCGGGAAUGAUCAAUUGUCAAACAGAUUCCGUUUCGUGUCUUCCUCCCUGGUCAACAAAGCAUUAAUUUGUAGGGAACCGGAUUCAUGUAGAGAGUACUUAGUCAAGAGAUUCAUGGCCAGCAGUACAAACAACUUGUAUCUUUGGCCGUAUAAUUCAGGGUGUCACUGGUUGUUGCUUGCUAUUGAUCCUUUAAAAGAAGUGGUAUAUUUUCUGAAUUCGAUAGAUGGUGAAUGGACAAAUUAUCCGGAUAUGAAGCAAUUAGUUGAUACAUCAAUAAAAGUGUUCCGAUCUCAAAGACAAGCUCGAGUACCACGUACUAAAUCCAGCAACAUUACGUGGAUAAAAGUGCAGUGUCCUCUACAGCGCAACGGUAUCGAUUGCGGAUACUUUGUAAUGAGGUUUAUGAGGGAAAUCAUUAAUAUGAAUCAAAUAGAGAUUCCAAUCACGAUAAGCCACGGUUUGUUCAAAGAAAUUUCAGCACUGUCCAGUAGUGUGAGAGGUUAG
Lathyrus oleraceus (garden pea) is the source of this 1977-nucleotide messenger RNA. RefSeq lists its product as uncharacterized. Lineage: Eukaryota; Viridiplantae; Streptophyta; Magnoliopsida; Fabales; Fabaceae. The transcript is spliced from 12 exons. Gene Ontology annotation, molecular function: cysteine-type peptidase activity. Gene Ontology annotation, biological process: proteolysis. Bases 1 to 1977 code for a protein of 658 amino acids. The record is from RefSeq and is a predicted model, not a curated record.